CCGCGGAACACAAGCGCGUGCAAGCUGAUGCUCGCUCCCGCACUUCGCCACUGUUGGCUUCACGCGCGCACGCGGAUAGAGAUGAGAGUGCCAAAGCAGGGUGAAUGAAUAAUGUUCUGUAGGUUCCACUGAGUCGCUCACGGCUGAUUUCUGGAUCACUUCAUCACCAGAUCAACAGCAGAAGCAACUUCCCUCCCUCCCUCACUCACUCACUCACUCACUCACUCUUCUCAUCCCCUUGCUCCAUCGCUCCCUUCUCCCCUCAUCCCCCCGCUCUGUGGCCAUGGAGGCGCGAGGAAAAUUUGACUUCAGCGCCACGGCAGAAGACGAGCUCAGCUUUCGUAAAGGAGAUAUCCUGAAGAUCAUCGGCUCUCAGGAUGACUGGUUGAAAGCAGAAAUGCACGGACAUGAAGGAUUCAUUCCGAAGAACUAUGUGGACAGACAGAUACCCAGCUGGUUCCAGGAGAAUGCCAGUCGCAGCACUUCAGAAGAAAUGCUCAAGUCCCGGGAGGUGGGAGCAUUCCUGAUCCGCGGCAGUCAGAGCUCACCUGGAGACUUCUCCAUCUCUGUGAGACACGAGUUUGAUGUACAACAUUUUAAAGUGAUGAAGGACAAUAAAGGUCAUUAUUUCCUGUGGAGUGAGAAGUUCACGUCCCUCAACAAGCUGGUGGACUUUUACAAAACAUCCUCCAUCUCCAAGCAGAGAGACAUCUUCCUAAAAGACGGAACCCGAGAGGAAUCCAGAGUCCCAGCGCCUCAUCCUGUAAAGAAAGAGAACAGCCGCCCCCAACCAGCAACACACCGCAGACCCACAGAGCAAACUCAGCAGAAUAAACCAGGCGGUUUGGAGGAGAGAACUCACAGCAUGGGUUCUGCAGGGAAGAACAGUCCUGUUAAUGCCCUACCUACACCCAGACGCCCUUCUGACAUCAUACCUGCACCGAGGCCAUCUGUACAGGUGAAGGCUCUGUAUGACUUUGUCGCAGAGGAAGAUGAUGAGUUAGGCUUCAACGCUGGUGACGUCAUUGAGGUUCUGGAUCGUUCCGAUGCGUCAUGGUGGAGAGGACGCCUGCGCGGGAACGUAGGACUUUUCCCUGCUAACUACACGGAUCAGAUGUAAACCACCCGGUGAAGCGGUUCUUUUGUGGCGCUUUUACACUUUAAGUCAGAUCUUCACUGAUUACGAGGACAAGAUAACGACAUUAAUUGGAUUAAUUUCAGAAUCAUGAUUAAGUGUGAAUAUUUGUGCUUUGAACAGAGAGGUACGAUUCAGUCUGACUCCAGAUCCCACACACAGACGGAACGGGAACGCGCUUUUAUUCUCCUGCUGAGUAACGGCUAUCAUAAUCAUUGUUCCUCAGUCUGGCUCCUGGACACCUCAGGUUCUCUCUCUCUCUCUCUCUCUCUCUCUCUCUCUCGUCCGAGUUAACCUGAGUGUGUGAGAGAUGGGAGAACACGGAGUGUGUUGUCAGGAGGAAUUCCAGGACCAGGGUUGAUCCACUGUACAGAAGAACAACUACAAACAUCUUUCUGUAUAUUUAAUAUUCAGUUUAUUGGAACUAACAUCAGAGCCAGGACCAGUCACUAGUCUACAAAACAGAACCUUUUCCCCUGAUUUUUUUUUUCAAUUAUUAUUCUUUCUCUCUUUCUUCUUUUUUUUCUUUUCUAAACGUUUUUCUUAUGCUUGUCUUUUAUAAAAAAAAAUUAACCUCAACAAGGUCUUUACUGUAAUCUAUAAUAUGAACCAUUUAUUAUUAUUAUUAUUAUUAUUAUUGCUA
This is a messenger RNA of Hemibagrus wyckioides, 1778 nucleotides long. RefSeq names its product GRB2-related adaptor protein 2-like. Gene Ontology annotation, molecular function: protein binding. The transcript is spliced from 9 exons. The record is from RefSeq and is a predicted model, not a curated record. Lineage: Eukaryota; Metazoa; Chordata; Actinopteri; Siluriformes; Bagridae. The coding region runs from base 284 to 1120 and encodes 278 amino acids.